Messenger RNA from Panicum virgatum (switchgrass), 945 nucleotides. RefSeq lists its product as uncharacterized. The record is from RefSeq and is a predicted model, not a curated record. The coding region runs from base 1 to 945 and encodes 314 amino acids. The transcript has a single exon. NCBI's taxonomy places the organism in Eukaryota, Viridiplantae, Streptophyta, Magnoliopsida, Poales, Poaceae.
AUGGCUUUCGCCGGCGAAACUCGGAACACCCGUCCUCAGGGAGCUCUGCCAACGCACGGUAAGGAGCACCGGUGGUGGAUCUGCCCGCAUCGAGCGCAACAGACGCCACACCAUGUGGUGCCCACCGGCGUCAGCCGCGGGGCGAGCGCAGCGGCAAAACCGCGCUUCCACGGCCAUCCGCUCGACGACGAGGCCGCCGUGGCGUCCGGGCCCGCGGGCGAUGGGCAAGCCCACUGCAGGCACCACCAGCACACACACACGGGGCACACUGCAGAGCACGCAGCAGCCAAAAAUGCCACCAAGGAGCAGACCACCCGAACCAAGGCACAGCAGCAGCAGGCCCUGGCGCUGGGAUGUGCCCCCUACGGCACCAGAUCCGCACCCCCAUGGCGUAGAUCGGCCUCGGACAGGACCCGAGAGGCAUGGGAGGAAGGCUGCAGCGACCCCGGCGGCAGGGGAGCCCGCCCAGAUCUGGGGAGGGAAACCCCAUCGCCGAGCAGACCUGCCGCCGCUGGAACGAGGUUGCCGCACGGAGGAUCUGGCACUGGCGGCGCCGGAGAGAAGGAUGAGAGCAGAGCGGCGGCGUCCACGGCGGCGUGGAGGCGCGCAGCGGCAUGGAGGGGCGGCGGCCGCGGCGGCGUGGAGAAGGGUGUGGAGGAGAAGGGCCCCGCCGCCGCCAUCCUAGCAGCCGCACGGACUUCGGCGGCUGCUCCGGCAGCGGCGAGGGCAGGGGAGCUUGGGAGGGGGCGGCGGCGGCGGGGGGUGCUCGGGUCCGCCCGAGUCGCCCCUGAGGACGACGCAGGCGUCUCUCACUCGCAAGGAAGCAAGGUGUAUUUAGCGUUCGGGAUGCAAAACUAUAUAGGAUCGUGCCGGUGCGUUGCUACGAGCAAAACAAAUUCCAUCUAUAAGCAUCAAAUAUUAUCAUCAAUAAGCAUCAAACAUUGA